Molecule: messenger RNA, 7897 nt
Organism: Pocillopora meandrina
Lineage: Eukaryota; Metazoa; Cnidaria; Anthozoa; Scleractinia; Pocilloporidae
Source: the annotation of a GenBank genome assembly
AGUCGCACAAAGCAGUAAGCCGACUUCUCUCUGUACUUCAAACGGAGCGAGGUAACUGGGCCAUUCCGCCAGACUUUUGCGUCCAAGUUUUCCCGCAUCAUUCUUUACUUACGUAAUUGUGGCCUAUGUAGUAGAAAUGAGCUGAAAGCAUUCUUGAUAUGGGAAAGAAGUACAGCAAACAAGGUAAGGUUCUGUGUGACGAAGGUCGCCGAGCACGUUCGCUCGAUGGCUUAACUCUUCAAGACAAGAUGCCAUAAUUACAUGUUUAAUAUACCACCGUGCGUAUUCUCGGCGUGAGGCUUAACUUUGAACUCUUCCUCAUCAAGAUUCUUUUCCUUUUUAGCGUGGAUAUCAAGAGAGGGACCCGAAGGUAUCAUAGUCGAAGAACGAGCCAAGAGCUGUGAAAUUUGCCUUGUUUAUUUUUCGCUGCCUUUGUGCAGUGUUCACGCCGAUCUAAUGAUUUCUUUUCGUUUUCUCCUUCUGCUCUUGAAAACAGGGGACUGCGUGGCGGAAAAUGACGCUACAAAUCUGACUUUGGAUUUCACUGAAGAACCGAAAGAAAAGGCUACAUGUACGGCCGACUUCACAUACAAGGGCUACCCUGUCAAUGUAGUGAGUAUAAUAUAAUUGAUUUGCCGUUUAUAGGGAAUGAUUGAUUCUUCAGCCGAGACCCAUAUAUACCAUCUACCCUAAUAUCAACAUGUGACGUGAUUAAAACUUUUUUUAACAUGCCAUUCGCAAUAGCAACUUUCUUGUGUGAAAAGGAAGUGUUUUCCUGUGGUUGUUGGUAGCUAGCGAGUGACGGCUUUGAUAGCUGUCGGUUUCGACUGAAGUGAUAAAACAACAGAGCCACUCGCAAAGGUCAACACCACACCAUCGAAUGGUUCGACUUGCGCUCGUGAUUUGUCAUUUUAGCAAAUUGCUUUGCGUUCCUAAAUGAACUCAGCUCGCUACUCCAAAUAACAUCAGUCUCAUUUCUGCUGACUUGUGGUCACAUUUUGAGACGCGAAUUAAGAUAUGUAUGACGACGUUUUAAAACUCUCUGGGUCGACUAAAUAAAUCGGUAUCUUUUUCUGAGAUAUUUAAUUUUUGGCAGAUUGAUCGAAAUAUGCGUGUGGCAGUUAAACGUGGAAAUGGUGAAGGAGUCAAAAUUCCAAAAUGCGUAAUCGAUUGUUACUUCUCUUUGCUUUAAGCCAGAAAUACCGUCAAAGAGAGCGAUUUCCGUCUAUUCCUCGGCAUUCGUGAUCAUGACACUGGUUUAUUGAGCGGGCCUCCUUGAAUAACCGUAAAUAACUUUGAGCCUGUCAACAGAGGAGCGGCAGGCUGAAAGAUUUCUGAUGAUGUUUCCUGAAAUACAAGGGGACAUGUUUCCUGCACGCCUCACUUUCUCACACGCUCUCUCUCUCACCCUCAAUCUGAUAUAGAGUAUUUGAAUGUGAAAGAAAAUAAAUACAUUUGUGUGUGUAUAACAUGCUUAAGUAAGUGUGUACUGCCUUCAUAAACAUGUUAUGUUUAUUUUAGAAUGUCACCUCUCGUUUUUCGAAGUCCAUGUGUAGCGAAAGAAAUGUUCAAGAGAUGAACUACGUUCCUCUCCAUUGAAGAUUUCUCCUGAUUUGUUCUGAAGUGUCGGAAAAACAAAUUUUUAGAGAGGUUUCUAGCAUGUAGUUUUGUCGUGACGUAUUGGGUAAUACCAAGAAAGCUUUCCGUUUUAUGUUUUAUCUGAACCUUGAAUUAGUUUUCCCUGCUGUUAGCGAAAUCAAACCCCUAUAUUUGCAGAAACAUACAGCCUACUUUAUUUUUGUGGCUAAACUUUGAUUACGAACCGAAAGAAAACAUUUAAAUAUAUAUUUAUAAUGCCCUUUUUGUAGAAAACUUAAACGCAGUUUUCAGCCUUUUUUUUCAGAUUUUCUGUCACAAGUGAUUUGAAAAAGAGAACACAAUGCCGCUCAAUUACGCAAACUAAUAUAACUUUUAAGAAAAAUUAUGGUAAUUUUACAACAAUAUUAAUUAUGCAGUUCUAAAACUAAAUCAAUGUUAACUCAUUGUAGUGGAUGACAGCUAAGAUUUUGUUCUUUUGUCUUGUGGUUAGAAUGAUUUAAUUGUUUUUGAAGCGUAGGAAUUUAAAUUGAGCCGCUGAAGUCAAGUAUCGGAGAUCACGUUUCGUUCUUGGUAGAAAGCUCCUUAAAUGCAUUUUUCCCUUUGCUGAUGUCAUUCCUUCACAUUCUUCAUCUAGAAAACAUUGCUGCAGAGCUAUGUCCUCAAAUGUAUGUAAUGUAAGAUAAGUUCCUCCAUAAAUAAGCUUAUUCAGCCACAAGCAUCAUGUGCCACAAAGUUCAGCAAGAUUCAUGUUGCAGUCCUUAGCACAAUUAUUGUGGCUCUUCCCUUGCUAAUCUGUUGCACAAUUCUGCUUCAAUGUCUUUCAGCCUCCUUUGCUUGGGAACAAUAUUUGAAUUAUUUUAUUUUGUUUGUCUUUCUCAAAGCUGCAAGAUGGACACUGUGGAUCAGAAAAAGAGUUCUGUAAAAAGUAUUCUUACUAUGACUAUCCCAUUGAAGGUGUGUUGUGAUAUUCUUUUGCCAGAACUCUCGGUAAUUGUAUUGACUCUAUUUUAACUUAGAAAUAUGGACUAGUUCAUCUGGAUUAUAUUUAAUUAGAUUUAAUAAUUAAAUAAUGUCUAAUGAAUAUGAGUGGUAUUUUUUAAACUCUUUGUAAGCUUUUUAAACACACUUUAGAGCCUCUUUAUCAGUCAGUUCAAACAUUCUUAAGGCAAUUUUCAUAAACUAAUUAUUCCUAAUCCACCCUCUGAGAGAGAAUUUUUGUUUAAUGAGGAAAUCUUUUGGAAAGUGCAAGAUCUCUAAUCGACAGGAACUAUAUUUGUUUUUCACAUGAUUGCCAUCAAGCAGUGUUACUUUACACACAAAUACUUUCACUGAAAAAAAGUCCUUUGGACAAAUUGACUAUAGCUCUUAUACAGACAAAUUUUCCCAUACCUUGGGGGCGACAUUCGUGUUACUUAUCACAUAUGGUUCAGUAACAAGAUAAUUGCGGUCAACAUUCUCUGUUGUGGUAUAGUGUCAAAGUAGGUCACAGUCUAAAUGAUUGGAUUGAUUUUAAUACAGCACCAUCCCUAUCUCUAAAUCCUGGGUGGAAUAAAGAAAAGCAUUAAACUUCUUUGCCCCUCAAACAAUGUGGAAAGGAAGUGCAUGGCUGAAACGAUUGAAUGAGUGGUUCAUCUUGUUAUGAUGACCACUUUUUACUUGGGCCUAGAAGGAUCUUGCUCAUAUGCAGCAUUGUUCUUGUCUACACAUGUAGACUAGGAAAUUUAGAAAAUCUGCAAUGGGGUGUUCUGAAAUUAUUAAACAAAACCUGAGUUAUUGCAAUCUAUCAAAUGCAUUUUGAAUCUUUUCCAGAAAGUGAUGUUAUUGCUAUUUUAUAUCUUUAGAUUUUGCUUUCUUACAUAAUGUCAACCCUAAAUAGUGGUAGAUAUAUGUUUUCAUAAACAUGUUAAGAAUUCAAACCAAGCUUGUCUUUGUCCUUGAUUAUAAAAAACUGCCUUUCAAAAGACCCUCUCUAUGAAGACAAGGGAAGGAAUUAAGCUGCUCUGAAAAAUAUUAAAUGUGUGAUUUUUUUUUUUUUCCUCUUGAUAGUUGUUGAAUUACCUGAUGAACCAGAUGGUAAAAGAUUUGAGCUGUUUUUUGAGCGUGAAGGACAGGUUGAAGCUUCUACCCAAACCAUGAGGCCAAUCACGGUAAACUUUAAACCUCUUUUAGAUUUGUUUAAAAAAAAUACCUAUCACAAAACUGUAUGUAGAACAUGUGCACAGAGUUUUUCUUUUUUGUUUUAGCAUGUGAAACAGGGGAUUAACUCUUGAUCUCCUUCACGUGAUUUUCAUUUUACCAACUCUUUUUUUUUUGAUACAGCCAAAAUUAUGGUAAUUGAAUAAAGAGGAUAAGUGUCAAACUGUGGUGCUGCAUCUGUGGGGGCUAUUUAAGGGUAAUUUGGUUAUAUCAAAGCUGAUGUUUAAAGUGCAAUCCCUUCAUUAGAGAGAAGAGAGAUAUUGUGGUUUGCGUGUUGUUUAUAUACAGAAACAUAGAGCAUCUGCUAUUGAUGGGAAACAUGGUAACUGUGGAAAUUGAGAAUAAAUUGGUUGAAUGAAAAGCAUUUGUAAAAUUACAUAACUAGCCUUUCAGAAAUAAAUACUAUCUAUUAUAGUUUGAGUCAGUAAAAUGACAAGGACUGUCUUAAGAAUUUUCAUGCUCUACAUGAAACUUCAUUGUCUUGCUCUAAUAGAACCACUGGCUUCACUCUAAUUAUAUUGCAAUGUUUUACUGUACAGUACAGUAAUGACUGCAAAUUAUUUUUUUGUACUUUUCUUAUUUUAUUGUAACAGUGCUCUAAAAGUGAACUAUUUUACACAACAAUAUGUGACUUUUCCUCUACUUUGAUUGGUUUAUAUUUUUACAGGCGGUAAGUGAAUGUGGUCAGUCAAUUAAAUCAACAGGAUCAGACCGGCAGGAAUGGUCAUACACCCUUUAUGACUUUGAAGGCCAAGGCCAAGUCACUCGAGAUGUAAGUUUUCUUUGUCCAUAACAGGAUUGAUGUUACAUUGGAAUGUCAAAGCCAUGGCUUAAUAUAAGUUGUCCAAGAGAAAAUUAUUGUGAUAGAGUAGUAACACAAGUUCAUGCAAAUGGUUUCAUGAUAUUCAGAGCUGGGAAUAUUGAGGGUCUACUAUCUGCUUAAAUUAGUUUCCUUCUCUAUAUGGUGUACAGUGAACAGAGUGUACUGUACAUUAGGUAGAGGUAGAAUUUUCUGGUAACUUGCAGAAUUCUUGGAAAUCAAUUGAAUUCUCAAUAAAACAUAUGCGAUACUACAUUGGAAUGUCAGAGUCAUAGCUUGAUAUAAGUUGUGGAGGAGAAAAUUAUGGUGACAGAGUAGUAAAGCAGGCCAUGCAUAUUCAGGGCUUGGGAUAUUAAUUUAGUUUCCUUCAACAGAUAGAAAACAGUGAGCAAAGUGUGCUUUAUAUUAGGUGGAAGUAGCAUUUUCUGGGAACUUUCUAGAAUUCGUGGGUUAAAUUUUAAUGGUUUAAUUAAGGCAAAUUUCAUUUAAACAGAGAGGAUAUUAUGUUGUUACAUUAAAAUAUUCUAUUGCUGUUUCAUUCUCUGUUGAAAAGCCUGGGUGGCAAAAAGGUUUUGUUUGACUCAGAGUAUUCUUCAUUUUAAAAAAAACUAUUUUAAGGAAAUCUUUUGAAAAUUACUGAUCUAGUGAGCUUUUGAUAAGCAAGAAGUACAUGUAUGUGAGAGAUUUUCAUUUAAAGGAUAGGAUCUUAAACUUUUUUCAGCCAUUGCAAAUCCUUAAAUUAGUUCUCCCUCCAAGGAACAAGGAUUAUUUUGUUUAUCUCCUCAAGCUGAUGAUAAGUUGUUGUUGUAGGACGUGAAGAACCUUGUGAAGUCAAUCUAUGAUGUCCUUGGCAAAAGCAUUUCUCAUCCCAAAGGAACACAAAAAGAUCCUGUUAAAAAACUCUGUGUGAAAUUGUCACUCUCAAAGGAAAGAGGCAGAGAUCUUAAUAGUAGGACAAGGCAUGAAUGUGUCCUGACUGGUAGUGGCUUUGAGGAACAUCCCAGAAGGAGUAAAGGGAGAAAGUACCUUUCAAUACAAAGAGAGGGGUCUUUGACUGUGAACCCUCCAUCUACAGACUGCCUUGGUCAAUUCAGACCUAAGAGCAGCCUGUGUGAGCCAAUACAGUCAGAGCAACAUGCCAGCAGCAGUGGGCAUCCUCGCAGAUCAUCAUCAUGCAGGAGGUGUGAGCACAGGCAACCUGUUGACAAGGAUUGUGUGAGAAAUGACCCCCGAAGGAGUGCCAACCCUGUUGACUCAAAGGGAAUGUAUCAUUUCCCUAAGAGAAUGCAAACUGGGCCUGGAGAAUGUAACCCACCAGUAUCCAAUAGCGAGGAAAUGACCAGAGUUAAGGAUUGGAUCAAUCAGUGGUGUCACAUGUAUGACAAGGGGGAGGAAGAACCCCGUGAAGAACACCACAGGCACAAACAUAAGCUGCACCAUCGACAUCGUGUCUGCCAAACCAACAGCUGUGAUAUGGGCUGUGGCCUUCGUCGCUGCCCUCAGUACCUUGAUCUUGCAACAGAUCACCUAACCUACCCUUACCACACAGAAAGUCAGUCAUUCCCUUUUGCAAAUGGAUCGCCCUCACCACAGCACAGUCACAGACACAGUGAAUAUCAUCACUGUAAGCGCAACUUAACUAGAGACAGUGACUUAUGUCAUCAGGAUGGACAACCAGUCAUUCAUCGCCAUGAGCACCACCACCAUCACAGUCACCAUCAUUAUCAUCACUAUGUCAGCUAAAUAACUUUGUUAUUUAAAUUCUACCUUUGACUAAAAUCAUUUUCACACAAUUUAUGGUUUUUAGGUAAGAUUACAUGUGGUGAAAAGUUAUAACAUUUAUAGGGAACAAGCCUUGCUUGAUGAGUAGGACCUUGUAAAGAGGCACACUUUGUGAUGAACAAUAAGAACUCAAGCAAGGGGUUACUCUCAAUUACUGCUAAAUAUUACUUUAUGCAAAGAAGCAAGAAUCUUUAUGUUUUAAGACUUUUUUGUAUAGCCCGUUAAAUCAAGUUGAAUUAUGUAUUUUCUACCUGUCUUGAAACUGCAUGCAUGAAGGGCAAACAGUAUUGCAACUUGUCUUUGCAAGAAUGGGAUUGUUAUAUAUUUCACUUUUAUAAUAUUAUCAUACAAUUUAAUGUACAUGAUAUUUGUAAGAAUCAUCAGAUUAUCCCAGACUGAAAGCAAUAUUUAACCAUUGUUGUACUCCAUUUAAAAACACCAUGCGUAGGUAAGGAAUUUUAGACUGCCAUGAAAUGUGAUUAAAGAUAAGUAAAAAAAUUUAUUCAUUCAUGAAAAGUACUUUUGUAAUUCUUUUACAUGUAAAACAAAACAAAAUGAACAUUGUGAUUUUAAAUGCUUUUUUGAUCAACAAAACAAAUGAGCUCUCUAUUUUUUAUUAGGAUUAUUCACAGGUUGUAGGAACAAUUGGCAGUGUAAACAGGAAUUUGUCUUUUUUUCAACUUUAUUAUUGACUUUUUCUAAGCUAGUUAGUUGUGAAGUAUGAGUAUAUGCUUUAUUGCUGUUUUAUCCUCACUCUACAUUUAUUGCCCCUUUUUUAGAGUAUAGUAGCCUUGGGAAUCAUAUGAGGUAGACAAAAACUAAAAUAGAAUUUAGCUCAUGGAUAAAAUUAAGCCACAACAGGUAUUCCAGGCAGUUGAGGAAUGGUUCAGAAAUUUUUUUUUUAAAAUCUAAAACCCUAGUUAUUUGAAUCAAAGGAAAUUUAAAAUAUAUCUUAUUCACAUUGUAUAAAAUCAUUUAAGAAGUAUUUAACAAUUCCAGUGUAUAUUCAACAUUUACUGUAAUAAUAAUAUUAUAUAUUUCCCAAUGCAUCAGGCGAAUCUGUCUGCUUUUAUAUUCGUAUCAUGAAUCUAGAUAUAUGUACAUUUUAUUCUGAAACUGAAGGAGACAGUUUUUUGGUCUUGACGCAAACCUGUUGACACAAACGGGGACAUUCAGUCUAGUUGAUACAGACAUAAAAGAAUAAUGUGAUUUGAAAGAAGGUCUAUUAACCGCAAUCUUUGAAGGGACUCGCUCCAUUUGGUGAGGUCAUAUUUGUAUUGAUGACUUCCUCUAUCAGGCCAACCUUAAGGGAUUGCUCUUAUUAUAGAAAACGAUAAACAACUCCUCUUUAUGCCACAAUUGACCUCCUAAUGUAUAAAUCUCGCUCAAAAAUACUUCUUUAAUUUUGGGAGAAAACCAUGGAUUAAAAAUUACUUGAAAGAUUAUUCUUAGUUUUAUUUGAGUGGUUCGGCUUUUAGUGACAGUUCAAACAAAUUCGGG